Molecule: messenger RNA, 927 nt
Organism: Lottia gigantea (owl limpet)
Lineage: Eukaryota; Metazoa; Mollusca; Gastropoda; Lottiidae
Exons: 2
Coding region: 1-927 (308 amino acids)
Source: RefSeq, a predicted model, not a curated record
AUGGUUUUGGAAGCUGGUUCAAAUCCGAUAGAGACUCACCCCAGUGAGUUUGACACAAUGUUGAAAACGGUUAUGUAUCCCAAAAACUACGAUUCAGUUUCGGGAUGGAUUUCCGAUGUCGGUGACGGAGAAGUUUUAAAAGAACCGGUCAGAACUGUAGCAAAUGACGCAGACCUUGCUAGGAUAAGGGUAGUUGCUAGAAACACACUGGAAAGAGUGUCUCGCGGAGUAAAUCACGGAUUUGAAAAACGAGCGCUUCAAUACAACAAUGUUGUCGAGAACAACAGAUGGGGUAAAUACGUAAAUUGGAAGUUGUAUCCUUUAUUUGGUCUCUUGGAACACAGAAAAGUUUCCAUAGGUUUGCCGUAUAAGAUUCAUUUGCAAAGAGAAAUCAACGACAACAAGAUAUUCUUUGGUGAAAACAACUCUGACGCAAAAUUGGAAAUAACGAAUAUCCAACUUUACAUACCGGUAAUCACUCCUUCCGUAGAAGUGGAAACGAGAAUAUUCAACUCUUUAACCAAAGACAUCGAAAUUGCUUUUCUUCGUCGUAACACGAUUAUCGAUAAAUACAAACAUUGGAAAGUCAGAGACGAUAUAGACUUGGAAAGAAUUGAUCAGAAUUUAACUAAAAAAGGUGGAUUUUUACCUUUCUUACCUUUAAUCUUUGCUGGUUUAGCUGCAGCAGAAGCAACUGCUGGUGGGGCUGCUGGUAUAGCCAAAGCUGUCAACGAUAAGGAAGCUGAAGCCGCUGCAAACGCAGAAGCACGUAGACACAAUUUGGCAAUGGAAAGAAAAGCACGAGGAGGUUCGGGAGUAGGAGAUAUUUUAGGGACGGUUAAAGAAUUCGGACAAAGAUUUGGCGAAGAAACCAAGAAAACCGUUAAAGAGGGAUUAAGCAAAUUAAUAAAUUAUAUCGACACCUGA